Molecule: messenger RNA, 466 nt
Organism: Staurois parvus
Lineage: Eukaryota; Metazoa; Chordata; Amphibia; Anura; Ranidae
Source: the annotation of a GenBank genome assembly
UGUACCGCCUCCUCAUGCUGCUGCCAGGCCCGUAAUCUGCCAUGGGCCCCCGUACCGACUCCUCAUGCUGCUGCCAGGCCCGUAAUCUGUCAUGGGCCCCUAUACCGCCUCCUAAUGCUGCUGCCAGGUCCAGAGUGUGUCAUGGGUCCCUGUACGGCCUCCCAUUGCUGCUGUCUCCAUCGCCACACUCUGCCAUGUGCCACUUUCAGGUCUCAUCACACUGCUGGUGGGUUCCAUUUUUUCAUAGGGUGCUGUAUGGCCUCCCAUUGCUGCUGCCUCCACUGCCACACUGUGGCUCCACACUCUGGUUUUGGCCCCGUGACUGCCCAAAUGAGUGAAGUGUGCGGUGAUUCUAAGAUCGACGGCACUCAUCUGCAUGUCAUACUGACUGACAGUAUUAUUUCUCUUCCCCAGCAGACUCCCAAGGGCAUUUAAAUUAAAGGUACAGUGUUCUGCACUAAUAUAA